AAAAAGUCACUACCGUGCUUUAGAAGAAUCGAUGCCUUUGUAUUAGAGAACAUUACUUUUCACUACAAACGUACUUUGAAUCAGCAUUACAGUUGCUUUCAACUAAUCGUUGAAUGGGGCCUUCGUCAAAUUUUUAUUCAGCUAUUCUGCUCAUUAUAAGCCAGAGUUCUUUGGGCACUAGCCGAUAAAGGAACACACAAUCGUCUAAUUGCAGAUAUUGUCUGGCUUAUGAUGGCUGCUGAUAUUUGUAAAGUGCCAAAUGAGCUUUCACUUCACCCAAACUAUCCGUUUCACCAUGAAACGUUUUGACGAAUUGCCGUUGGGUGUUAUGAUUUUCCAAGCCACUCAUUGCUCAAAUGAAGUUGAUCUUUAUCAAUUUAUGGCUUCAUUCUGUAGCCAAGCUUGAGCACGUUGGGAAUAAAUGUGAUCUUUACGUUGGUAAGAAAGUCAUUUUCUUUCCAGUUCCGGAUAUCACAGGCGAUGGUACCAAAAAUUUGAGUACAGAAAUUUUACUAAUUCCUCCACCAAAUGCAUCGAAAUAUUCCAAUUUUGACACUCAUAUUAAACGUCGAACGUGUCCAAUCCAUCAUCUCAACAUCUUUCAUACGGGGUCGCAUUAACAUUUGGAGCUUCUUGUUCAGUGUCAGCAAAGGGCUUUGUGUUGGAAUCGUGGAUUAGCGACGAUCCCCCAUCAUUGCUUGCGUCAUUAAUUUUGGGCCUUUAGGGUACCCCCGCGCCUGCUGAUUGCAUUCGUUUCUAACAACACUGCGCGAUGGUGCUGGAUCAUCAGUAUAGCAUAGGGCAUCAGGUGCCGAUGAAUAAAAUUGUGAGCAGUAUGAUUGAGCUUCUAACAUCAACAAUGCUUGUACUUGCGAGGAGAAAUGUUUUGCAGAGCGAGAACCAUAAGCUCGGCAUCACUAGAUUUCGAGACUGGUCCAUUGCGAAGUUUAGCCAUAAAUGUGUUCACUUGAGUUGACAAAUCAACCGGUCGCCGAUGACACACUUGAUACCAGAUAUCGUAUCUAUUAAAUGUAAGCGUGGAAAUCCAUGUUACAGUGUCAUGACCUGAGAAACUCGGAAUUUCUUGAGGUCGCUCGAAGCUCGACUGUAGCUUUGACUUGAGGUCAUUGAAGAUUUUGAAGUAGUCUAAAUAACACGUCUGUAAAGCGAAUGCACAAUACUUUAGACUCCUAGCUAGUUGAGACAUUGCAUAUCUCCCUUGCUGAUCUUUUGUCAAAGAUCUAAUGUGCGUAGAUAUAUUGUUGAGCUCACAGAAAGAGCAUUUUUUCGUCGCAGCUAAUGUCUCGAUGUUGAUCUUUGGCGAUGAUCUAUCAGAGUUGUAGGCGCUAGCGCGUGCACAUUUGUGAAUUACACGGGAAUAAUAAAUUUGGUUGCCGGGACACUGUGCAUUUCGCCGCCACUGUACAAAUGUGAGAUCACCGACUUUUGAAGUUAUCCGAC
This is a messenger RNA of Plasmopara halstedii, 1461 nucleotides long. RefSeq lists its product as uncharacterized. NCBI's taxonomy places the organism in Eukaryota, Oomycota, Peronosporomycetes, Peronosporales, Peronosporaceae. The record is from RefSeq and is a predicted model, not a curated record. The transcript has a single exon. The coding region runs from base 357 to 620 and encodes 87 amino acids.